GAGCCGGCGGUGCCCGUGGGCGCCCGGCGCCGGGGCUGCUCGGCUGCCGCUGCCCGCGCUGCCCGCGCCUGGCGCCCGCCGGGCCGGAGCGGGGCCCCCUCAGCCCAGCGGAGCGGCGGCGGCGGCUGAGGGCGCGUCCCGGAGGGAUGUCGGGCACCCGCUGCCAGGCGCUGUACCCCUUCUCCGGGGAGCGGCACCGGCAGGGGCUGCGCUUCGCGGCGGGUGAGCUGAUCACGGUGCUGCAGGUGCCAGACGGCGGCUGGUGGGAAGGGCAGAAGGAGGACGGGCUGCGCGGCUGGUUCCCGGCCAGCUACGUCCAGCUGCUGGAGCAGAAACCCCGAAAGGCAACUCCUCAGCCAGGAGAAGACACCUUGAACGGCCACCUUCCCCCUGGCUGGCAGAGCUACAUGUCUCCCCAGGGCCGCAGGUACUACGUGAACACCUUCACAAAUGAAACGACGUGGGAGCGGCCGAGCAGCGUGCCUGGCACUCCCAAGAGCCCUGUGUCACAGAAGAGUUCUGCAGUGAAUGGCUACUACAUCUCUGGGUCCCCAGUGCACCAGCUCGACUCAGGUCACACGAGCCUCCGAAAACCCAGUGGGGACACCCAGAGCCCGGGCUCCCCGGCGGCGCCGCGGCGGCAGAGCAAGGAGAGCAGCCUGACGAUCAACUGUGUGACUUUCCCCCACCCUGACGUAAUGCCAGAGCAGCAGUUGCUGAAACCUUCAGAGUGGAGCUACUGUGAUUAUUUCUGGGCAGAUAAGAAGGACUCACAAGGGAACAACACAGUGUCAGGAUUUGAAAUUCUUCUUCAAAAGCAACUUAAAGGGAAACAAAUGCAGAAAGAAAUGGCAGAGUUUGUUCGAGAAAGGAUAAAGAUUGAGGAGGAAUAUGCUAAGAACCUGUCCAAACUGUCUCAGAAUUCCUUGGCUGCUCAGGAAGAAGGCACACUGGGAGAAGCUUGGGCUCAGCUCAAGAAGAGUUUAGCUGAUGAAGCAGAGGUUCAUCUCAAAUUUUCUUCUAAGCUCCAGAGCGAGGUGGAGAAACCCCUGCUGAACUUCAGAGAGAACUUCAAGAAGGACAUGAAGAAGUGUGACCACCACAUCGCGGACUUGCGGAAGCACCUGGCCAGCCGCUACACGGCCGUUGAAAAGGCCCGGAAAGCCUUGACAGAGAGGCAGAAGGAUCUGGAAAUGAAAACCCAGCAGCUAGAGGUGAAACUCAGCAACAAGACAGAAGAGGAAAUCAAGAAGGCCAGACGGAAGUCCACCCAGGCAGGGGAUGACCUGAUGCGCUGUGUGGAUCUUUACAAUCAAGCCCAGUCCAAGUGGUUUGAGGAGAUGGUGACCACCACUCUGGAGCUUGAGAGACUAGAAGUUGAAAGGGUGGAGAUGAUUCGGCAGCAUCUGUGCCAGUACACACAGCUGCGGCACGAGACAGACAUGUUCAACCAAAGUACAGUAGAACUUGUGGAUCAGUUGCUUCGGAAAGUGGAUCCUGCCAAAGACAGGGAACUGUGGGUAAAAGAACACAAAACUGGAGAUAUCCGACCUGUGGACAUGGAAAUAUAGACUGAUCUGUGGUUGGAUGUGAUGAGUCCACUGAAUUAAGCAGGCUAACGUUUGUUUUUAAGGGUCAUAAGAGCAUAGGGAAAAGGUUGUUUCACUACCAGACAGACACCUUGUAAUUUAUGCCUGUAUGGGCUAUCUCUGUUCCAUUUAGUCAUUACAAUGGUCCUUGUUGUGCUAAGCCUUAAGCACCAGACAUUCCAGGGUGAAAAAAAACAGAUGUGUGCUUCCCACCAGAGGUUCCCAAUUGCACGCAGCUUCCAGGAGAAAUCUGCUUCCUGGCACAGAAAGUGCCCUGUUCUUCAGUGACUUUGUGCUCCACCCCUUGCAUGACUAUCUCUAUACAGUAUGUUAGAACAACCAGGCAGAGAGCCUCUGGCCAGCAAGGAGAUAACUGAAUAUGAUGCAGGAGGCAAGGAAGUCCUGAUCACGAAUCCCAGGUCUGUCACUGACUGCUCUCAUGGCCAUAGGCAAGUCAAUUAACUAUCCUGGCUCCCCCAUUUAUAAAAUCUGUGUAUCCUGCAGCAAUGAUGUGUGGAUGCAUUGCUUUCAUACAACACUGUCUUUCACCAUGGCAGUGAAGUGACAGCCCUUCUCCCAAAAUCUGUGGAGAAGAUUCCUGUUCUUCCUGUUUUAUACUCCCUCUCAGGGAUACAUAAACCCAUUUUCAUUAUUUCCGUUGUCGGCCAGUCAGUAAGUUUGAAAGUGUUACCAUCACAAUUUUUUAUCAGGAAAGACUUGGUUGUACUAUACCUACCUCAUUAGCUGUCAGAGUGCCCUCAAUGACAGAAGGAGGUCGUAUCCCAAGGAAUAAAUGAGAUGUUUAAAAUCUUUCCUGCUCAUGCAAGGUGUUUUUCCACAGAAUCUCCUUAAAGACAGUCCUCUAAUAGUUUACUUGGCAUUCAGUUUUAAAUUUCCUUUGUUGGUUUCUUCAGGUGAAUAUCACAGACUUUAGGUAUUUUUAAUGACUGGGUUUGUCCCGUUAAAUUUUGGCUUUUAUCUUUUUGGAGCCUGAUUUUCAAAGGUGCCAUGAAUGUGUGAUGCUAGAUUGCAUUCAGUGUAGAUGUAGGUGCCCAGCACUUCUGUACCAUCUGAGUUUUUUUCUGUUACCCUUACUACAAACCACCAAAAGUUCAACACAGCUCUUAGCAAAUAGUGUUACAUAGUUUGGAGACUGGUUUUGAAAAGGUAUUUAUUUUCUUCUGCUGUUAUUUCUGAUGGUGUAGUCAAUGUUGCUGUUAAUAUAUUUUUUCAGCAUUUCAUACAAUGCAAAGAUUCUUCAGAUUCUUGCUUUAGAUCCAGGAGAAAUCUUGAUUCUCACCACUGUGGCCUUUACUCAGUGUUUACUGUGGUCUUAGCUCCAAUAUCCCAAACCACACUAUUUCAUUUGCUCCCCACUUCUGCUCCAUUUUAUCUCACUGUCGCUGUCUUUUUCUCCCCAGCCCCAGAACUGCAUCCUUCUUUUGUUCUACUGUUCCAGGCUUUUGUUCACCAUCCUCCAAAUGCUGGGACUAGAUCAUUGGGAGUCAAUAUUCCUCCUUACAAAUACAAACUGAGACACAGAAAAGUCUUACCUGAAGCAUGUUUAUAACAUUGCUGCAGUGGUUAUUUUUCUGGUUUAUUAUUUCUAAAUUAUUACUGCAUUUUUCGGUUGGUUCCUUUUAUCCAACCAUCUCUUUACUAGCCCAGGUUCAUUCCUGCCUUGCAAAUGCCUUCAGAACCCACUCCUCUGCUGCUUCAUGAACCUUCACAAACCUUCAGCAUCCUUUGCACGUUGCAGUUGGAGUGCCAUGACUGCUGCAUGCUCAGGAUCACUGCUCCUGCUGGGGCACUUGGGAAUUUGGACAGCUGGUGAACUGGAUUCCAGUUCUGUUCUUGCUGUUGGCAGAGCACGCUGUGGUGUGAGCCUCUCCUAAGCUCCUGCACCAGCUGAAGUGUUUGGUUUGCCUGAGUGUCCUGAGCUUGGUGAGAGCCUCCCUGGGAUCCUCCUCUCCUUCCUUCUGCCCUCAGGCAGGGCAGUUGGUGAUCUCUCCUUUUCAGUCUUUCUGCUGAUCCACUCUCUGUCUUACUCAUUUUUGGCCAUAUCAGUGUGUACUUCUAACUCUUACCUUGCACUUCAGAGGACAGGCACUUUUUUAUUUUUAAGCCACAAGUGCAGGUUGAACGUUGAAAACUUCAGUGGCCAAAACAAUGUGAAUACAUUAAAGCUCCAUUUCAGGUUUCCCCCUGUUCUUGGCUGUGUUGUAAAUUGAAAUGAACAGUCUUGACAAUGCCUCAACACAUUCUUGUUUUGAUUGCAAAACAAAGCUAGUUGUGCACUUUAUACAGUGUUCUCCUUAAUAAAUACAUGAAAUAAUUUGUUAGAAAUUACACUUUAUUUUUCCUCUUUCUUUAAAGAUGUUUUUUGCUUUAUCUCUUUUGGACUGGAAACACUGUCCAUUAGAACAGGUUUUUCUGAGGACUGUAAUGUGUUGUGGUUCCUCUGCUAAGAUAUAUUUAUGCUGCUCUAAAUUCUUAGUUGGGGGUUUGUUGGUUUUGUUUGUUUGGGGGGAGAUUUGUGGUUUUGUUUGUUUUGGGUUUUUUUUUACUUUUCGGUUUUUUUCCAGACAUUUUUCCUGCUUCUAGUUCUUGGUCCAUUUGAAGUGUUUCAGGGAUGUGAGCUGCCCAGAACAGUGAUUCUCUUGGUGGAGUCUGUGUCUCAUUUUCACUUCAGUGACCAGAGGAGAGCACAGGUACCUGUUGAUCAUUCCCAGCCCCAGGAGACUCUGGGUUCUGCUCCACCACAGAUGAGAUGCUUCACCCACAACACUUCCAUCUGUGUUCAGUGCAACAUUUGCUGCUGCCUGUAAACAUUUUUCAGCUCAUUUCUUUCAAGAGAUGAUAUUCCCUCUUGCUGUGACCCUGCAGAUCAGUGUUACCUGGCUCAUUCCCUUCUCUGACUGAUGGAUUUUGGACAGUGAUGCCUUAGAGGUCAGGGCAUGCUGGAGAGCUCCCUCUUGGUCUGAGUGAUGCUGUCACACUCUUGUGCUGUCCUGGAGGGCUCUCUGGCAUUUUCCAUUUCAGCCAGAGCCUUUUGGCCCUUCUCUGGGCUUCCUGAACUCCAUGCCUUCAGAUCAGUGCCAGGGCUGCUGAGGUGCUUUGCCAGCUGUACCCUCAGCUGCCACACAGAAUGAGAGCUUCUUAUUCACCAUCCAGACCUUCCUGCCUGUCUUCAAGCACAGUUGAACAUCUUUCUCUCUAAGGUGUUCUUUCAGCUCAUUUCCUGCCAGAACUCAUUCUGGAUCCAGUGCUGUUGGAGUUUAUGAGCUGAAAGCAGUGAGUAUUUUUCCACAUGAGCCAAAGGCACUCUUUUCCCAUUAGCAGCAAGAUUCCAGUUUUUCUUGGAGCAAUAGCCCAAAAAGGCUGAAUUCUGAGUUUGCCAACCUGCUCCAGGUUCAGUCAUCUCUGCCACUCACACUUGUUCAUCACUUCUGUGGGUUGGACAUCUUUUGAAAGGCUUUGGUUGCUCCCUUAUAGGGACAUUGGUUCAUUAUUGGACACUGGAAUUCUAGAAGAUACCUUUAAUUUAUUUUUUUUAAAUUUUAAAAUACUGUAACAGCAGUGAAAAUCAUACAGAAAUCCCUGUUAUGUUUCUAGACUCCCUUUCCCCCUGUGCAGUCACUUCUGAGCUGCUGGGGGCAGCUGUGCUCCCCCUUACUGCACAGAUAAACACUGAAAUCACACUUCCUUGAGUGCCUGGCAGGCAGCAUGCACUUGUGCUUCUUUUGCCCUUUUUGCAGCUUUUUUUUUUUUAAAUAUUGCUUGGGUUGGGUUUUUUUUUUCCUUUUCCCCUACCAGGAAUUUUCUAUGGGGCAUUCACAAGAAGCUUCUUUGUGCUUGUAGCAGUGCUAGCUUCUCAGGCUUUGUUAGAACUUCCUAGAAUUGUCCUUGUUUUAAUGUCAUUAUUUAAAUAUUGGCUGCAAUAUAGAAAUGGGCAUUCUUCACCUGUUCUUUGGAAGUGCUCAGCACUCAGAGAUUUCUUGGAAUACAGCAGGGAGCUAAGACUCUUUGAAAAUCAGGCUAACAAACAGAAAUGCACAAGCCUCUUUUUUCCUUACUUAUACUCGAGUACAUGGAUAAAGUAAAUAAUAAGAAAUGAGAAAUAAUUAAUGUGUAGCUGCUCUCUGUGCAGCUCCUGUAGUGUUUUUGUGUGGGGCUGCAGUCGGAACACACCUCUGGAGUCUGGACCCACAGGUCACCUACUGAUGCAGCUGUAAAAGCUCAAAUCCAUGAUUCAGUGACAAAGUGGCUCUGCCCAUCCAUUUCUUCAUCACACCCAGGGAGAGAAAGGGCACUGCUUACCCAGGUGGGUCCUUCACUACCAAGCACCUUAAGAAAUCCAGACAAGCACUUUGAAGGUCCCCCUGGAAUGAGUAGAUGUGGCUUCUUGAUGUGAUUAUUGGACGUUUCCUUCUGAACUGAAAGCAGAUUUACUGUUUCACAGUAUCUCCACUGGUGCAGCCUGCUCUGUCUGCUCCCAGCAGUGUCCUGAGGGCAGUCCUGCUCACCCUGACAUUCCUCUCAUUGGCAAUUACAUCUUCAAAAGGCAGUGUCAAAAAGGCAGUUUUCAAAAUAAUGAGCUUUUCAAGUUCACAGACCUCUCUGGAAAGCCUGCAGGCUUUUUGCUCCCCAGUGUGUGUUGAAAUGGCAGAGUGGUGUGGCAGAGGUUGCUGAAGCAUUGGCUCUGAGGGGUUGCUGCUGUGUGGACAUUCCUGCCAUCCCCUCCCAGGGAUGUGGAACAGCCCACAGGCAUCCUGUGUGCACCAGAGGAGCCUGCUGGUCUCAUCUAUCUUAACCAGGUGGGCAAGAGUCCCAGAUAAAUUCAGAUUAAAGCAGACACACAGGGCAGGAGGAUGGUUACCUCAGUGGCAUCUCUCUCACACCCUGAUGGGCAUUGAGUAACGAUGAGUGAGGAGCCCAUCAUUGUCCCAGCCCUGCUCAGCACCUGGAAAUCAGUGCUGGGGUGUGUCUGUUGCUGAUGCAGAGCUGUCCAGCUCACCCCUGGCUGCACCCAUGGGAGGCCAGUAGGUGCCAGUGCUGCCCUGGGCACCAGAAGGGGCUCUGGCAUUUGGCUGCCCGGGUCAGGUGUGCUUCAGGAGCCUGGAGCACACAGCCCUGCUGAUGCACAGUGGGAAUGAAGUCUUUCCUGGCAGCAAAAUCCUUGUCUUUUCCUGAGAACGCUGUUGUGGGAAUAACACCCACUGCUUUGUCUUAAAAUAGAUUUUAUUCAUACGUGGUGCAUCUUUCAACUCUUUAUUUUCCCCCUCUCUGUUGUUACUGUAGCCGGCCCUUCAUCAGUGAGGUACAACACUUUUCAGGACCUUUAAUUUUGGAAUUUCAUAGAACAUAUUUGUUAUUUCAAUGUCCUAACCAAGCUUUAUGCUUUUAGCUGUUUUUUGAGAGUUUUAAGAGCUUUUUUGGAGAGGUUAUUUUGGGUUUUAUUUUGAAUUUUUUUAAUCAGCCACCAGGUUUGGAAGUGUAAUAACUUAUUUUUCUGCUAGCUGCGUUUCUUUUUCCUUCCUGGACAUUUUUUUUCCUGAAGGGACCAACAUAUAGCACAAUUCAACUUAAAUUUCUAAUCCCAUGCAUUCCUCAAGGCAGAAACCUUUUGUGCCUAAUGAUGCAUCUGAGUCUAAGAACUGUAUGUGGAUAAAAUCUUUCAUAGACCAAUUAAAAAAAAAAAAAACUUAGAUUAACCACAUAAUAAUCACAAAAAAGAAACCCCACAUAUAGAUUUGAGACAUUCAAAUUUAAUUCCCUCAACUUACAUUAAGUUGAACUAUUUCAGGUGUGUCAUAAGAGACAAACUCAGUGGAUAUUCAGAACAAAAGCUGCUCUCUCCAGGUUCAGUGAGUGGACAGGACUAUAAUUUUGAAUAUAUGCAGUCUUUUAGGGCUACUGAUUUAACAAGUAACUGAUUAAUGGCUUGUAUCACAACCCUAUUAAAAUUCUGCUAAUAAAUCCCCUUGAAGUGCCUCUUUAAAUAGUAUCUGCUACAAUCAUGUGAAAAAUACAGAUUUACCCUAGAAAUUGCCAAAUCUCAGGAGCAGCCACUGUGCACAGAUCUGUGCAGGAUUCUCAGCCCCUUCCUUGCUCUGAACUGUGCACCCUUUUAGGACAGCCACACCUCCAGGAGUCCUGCCUUUGGCUCUGAGAAUUUGCUGUCCAGCUCAGGCAUUGUAAGUUCUCAAUGCUGAAAAUGAAAUAAUAAAAAUUAGACUUUCAAGCAACUGCAUUGAAACUAAUUUUUGGAUCCAUGCUUGGUCUCAGUAGAAUAAGCAGGGAAUUCUGCAUAAAAAUGGUAUGCAGUGAUAAUUUUACAUAAGAGUUGUUAGACUUUAUUGCAUAAAAAUAAUAAAUAAUAAUAAUGAAGCCCACAAAUUUAUUUUUACACAGCAGUUGCAGAGAAGAAAUGUUCUGAUCCUGGAACUCAAAAGCUGAAUGUGAUUUCAGGGAUCUCACAUCUGCUAACGAAAUAAUCAAAGUCAUUUUAAUCCCAGAAUUUUGCAAUGGUUGACCCGAAAUCCCUUUUUCCUUUGGAGUUCUUUGAUGAAAUGGCUGAGAUUAUCAGAAUAGCCUAAGGAAUUGGGAUGUCCAUACUCCUUUAGGUCAAAACCACUCUUUAGGGACAGGGGCCUCCAUCCAUUAGGAAAACAGCAGGUACUAAUGUUGGACAAAAAUUCUUUCUUCUCCUUAGAUGCUUCCCUUGUUUUCUGCAGCACAAGACAGUGUGAGAAUUCCUGAGUAGUUCUGCAGACACUGUAGCAGCAGGGAUUCACGGGCAGGCCAGAUACCAGGCAUACACUAAACCAGAGUUUUCUACCAAAAUUAAGUUGCUUAUUUGGUCCUUUUUGUGUAAGUUUUCCUAAAUACUUCUAAAUUUCUAGGAAAGUUGUCUUUUGCCAGUACUAAUGACUUGUUUUUACAGAUGCUUAACCAAAAUUUUAUAACUUCCCAUAAAUUUUGGCUGACUAGACCCUUUAAAUAGUUUAUUUAUCACACAGCCUCUGUCUGGGUUACUAGUAAAUCUUGGAUCAUUGUGGAAAUUCUAGGAUGGCUUUUGUUCCCUAAGGAUAGAUGAAGGAAUCACUUACUGAACUUAAGUUGAAUGAAGAAAAGAUUUAAGGGGCAGAUCUUCAGCUCGAAUAAACUGGCAGGGUUCAGUGGAAGCUACUUGAUGUCAGCUGUGGAUCUUGUCCUUCAGUGUUGAAGGCAUUUCCUAUAUGUAAUUUUUCUGUCUUACUGUAAAACAAUUUCAUAUGGUUAAACUGUAUUUUCCUAUAUUGUUCUGCAAGUUUAUAUACACCAUAGUGCUCAUCUCAUCUCCUGUAAAAUAAACUGUACAGAGACACAUUGAGCAUGGAA
This is a messenger RNA of Passer domesticus (house sparrow), 8972 nucleotides long. It is a transcript of the gene GAS7, whose product is annotated as growth arrest specific 7. The transcript is spliced from 14 exons. Gene Ontology annotation, molecular function: actin filament binding. Gene Ontology annotation, biological process: neuron projection morphogenesis; actin filament polymerization. The record is from RefSeq and is a predicted model, not a curated record. Bases 147 to 1571 code for a protein of 474 amino acids. Lineage: Eukaryota; Metazoa; Chordata; Aves; Passeriformes; Passeridae. Gene Ontology annotation, cellular component: cytoplasm; plasma membrane; actin filament.